UGUGGGUGGACUCGGUGUGGGAACUGGAUUUCACGGAGACGGAGCCUCUGGAUUCCUGCAUAGCAGAGCAGAUCACAGCCAACGGGCUGGACACCUUCACCUGCCUUUACCAGGCUCUGGCACCCUUUGCAGCUGAGGCUCAGGAGAGCAGAGAGAAUGUCUGGACCUUGUUUGCUGAAAAUGACCUGUCCCACCGCACCCUGGUGGCUGUGCUGCACCACUUUGUGUACGUGGGCCAGCACAAGAAAGCGAACGCACAGCAGAGGAUUUACAGCCUGCACGCAGCUGGGCUGUACUUCCUGCUGCUGGAGAUCCCAGGCAGCAUAGUUAACCAGCUGUUCCAUCAAAUGAUGUUUGAUAAAUGUCUUUACACACUGACAAAAUGUUGGCCUCAAGACCUGAGGAAAAGAAAGAAGUCGCAGGCUCAAAGCUCUCAGGGCAAUGCAAGAAGAAACAGAAAGAAAGAAAAACCACCCAGGAACACCAACCUCAGUUUGGAAGAGUUAUUGGAAGAGGAGGAGGAAGAGGAAGGCGUUUACUUCUCCACAGAAGAUCUUCUUCAAGUGCGCAAUGCAGUAUUCCUUCUUCUGAAAAACUUCUUAAGGCUUCUACCCAUGUUCUCCCUGAAAGAAAAGCCUCACUGUUUGGAGAACUAUGUGCAGGUCUUUGCUGAGUUGACAAGCUUCGAGCCAGUGUUGCAUGAGUUUGAGUUUUCAGCAGCAAUGGAUUUCAAUAAAGCCAAGUACAUUCCUGAGCUGGCCUACUGUGGACUGCACUUGCUGUGUUCUCCUUUCCAUGGGACAGAAGAUCAGACUCUUCGGUAUAUCUUCUGCCGAAUCCUCAAUGUCAUUCUGAUGGUGGAAAGUCGUGGACAUUCCAGAUAUGAAAUGCUUCCCAUCACAUCAGCUGUGACCAGUGCCAGGAAUCAGGCUGUAAAAUUUGUCAGUUUUCUGGUAGAUGAGCUGAAAGAAGUUGCUUUUCCUGUUCUUCGAAUAUUACUGCAACAUAUCUGUGCCAAGGUCCCAGAUAAGGCUGAUUAUCGCACAUAUGCUGCACAGGCCCUGGUGACUCUGCUGAACAAACUUCCUUGUUUGGAGUUUGCUGACUUCAUUACUUGGCUUUAUAAAUACUCAUUGACCAGGGUUGCCUACAGAGUGUUUGCUCUUGAUGUAGCCCUGGCUUUGUUGGAGCUGCCAGAGAGGAAUCUGGACAGCUCCUUCUCCGUGGAUCAUCAGAAGUUUGUCAAGCACAAGUUCUUAGUGCAGGUCAUGGUGUUUGGCAGGUGCUCAGACAAAGCCCCUGUGGUUCGUAGCAAAGCUCUAAGCAGCUUUGCCCAGUGUCUGGAUAUGAAAGGUGCUGAUACCUUGGACAGCAUACAGGAGUUACUACAGGCCUCUGUCCGUACACUGUUGGAAGCAAACACAAACACUACGAGUGUGGCAGUCAGUGCAGAAGCUAUGUCCAGCCAUGCACUGAAGACCGUAACAGCUCUCAAAACUAUUGAGCUGACAGGCAACAGUGACACUGCAGGGCUGGAUGGAAAAGAAAUCAUGGCCAUGCUGAGAGUGAGAGCUGGAGAUGAGAAAACCAACGUGAGGAAAUCUGCUCUGCAGGUGUUUGUGGGCCUGCUGAAGCACAGGCUGAUCCCUUGCACUGCAGAGGAUUUGUCCAUGCUCCAGGAGCGCUGCCGGGACCCCGCGGUGUCCAUACGGAAACAGGCCCUGCAGUCCAUGACAGACCUCCUGCUGUUUGAGCCCAGCAAUGUGCUACUGCAGAAGGCCUGGUUACGUGGGGUGGUGCCUGUUGUGGUGGAUGCAGAAAGUUCUGUCCAGGAAAAGGCUUUGGAUUGCCUUUAUCAGCUCUUGUUGCAACAUAUAAAAUCUUAUAAGGCCAGGAGUGAUGAUGGAAAGCAGGAGCUGGCGUGGAAUCUGCUCACCCUCUUGUGUGCAGAAAGUCAGGAGCUGAACCGUUACCUGAGCAAAGCUUUCCACAUGUGGUCCAAGCAGAGCAAGUUCUCCUCCGCUUUCAUCAAUAAUGUCCUGUCUCAUGUGCAGACAGAACAUGCUGUGGCAGCUUGGAUGCUGCUGGCUAAGGUGGCAGGUUCUUCACCCAAACUGGAUUACUCCAAGAUCAUUGAGUCCUGGGACAGUGUCAGCAGGCAGCAGAACGUGAACCCUGAUACUGUAGGACACAUCCUCUGUGUCAUUGGGCAUGUGGCAAAGCACCUCCCAAAAAGCAGCUGUGAGAGGCUGAUUGAUAACAUCAAGAGCUGGUUGAAGCAGUCUCAGUGUCCCUUGGAGGUGAUCAGCCCAGCUGUGGAAAGCCUGCAGAAGCUCUGCUAUGCAUGUGCAGAAGUGCUGGAGGAGAGACAGGAGCUGCUCAACCAGGUGUGUGGAGAUUUACUAUCCACCUGUGAGAGCUAUAUCUCCACUAUAGUCCUCAAAGAGGAUGGAGCAGAUCAGCUGCAAGAAGAAUUCUUGGUGAGACACCUCUUCCUCUUGGGUGAGGUUGCCCAGCUGUGCCCAGCCAAGGUGGAGAAACGCAUCUUCCUUUUGGUUCAGUCCAUUCUGGCUUCUCCUGGCAACGAGGACCAAUUGUCUACAGACAGUGAGGAGAUUCCAGCUUCCCAGCCACUGUCCCAGUUCAGGGGCUCAGCCAUGCCUCCUGUGGUCAGGGCUCAUGCAUUCAUCACGCUGGGUAAGUUGUGUUUGCAGCACGAGGACCUGGCAAAGAAGUGCAUUGCAGCCCUGGCUCGGGAGCUGGAGGUGUCACAGGACGUGGCUGUGCGCAAUAACGUUGUCAUUGUGAUGUGUGACCUCUGUAUCCGGUACACCACCAUGGGGGACAGAUAUAUUCCCAACAUUUCCUUGUGCCUCAAGGACCCAAGUCCCUUCAUCCGUAAGCAGACACUGAUCCUGCUCACAAACCUCCUGCAGGAGGAGUUUGUGAAAUGGAAGGAUUGUCUCUUCUUCCACUUCAUCAGCGUUUUGGUGGAUCCAAACCCAGAUAUUGCCAGGUUUACAGAGUUCUGCCUGGUGCAUGUCUUACUGAAGAGGAAUCCAGUCAUGUUCUCCCAGCACUUCAUUGAGUGCAUCUUCCACUUCAAUGGCUAUGAGAAGCACAAGAAGUACAACAGGUUCCCUCAGAGUGCAAGGGCAAAGAGCCUCUUCUGCCUGAAGGGGAAAGAUAACAAAGAGAAGAGGAUGCACAUCUACACCUUCCUGCUGGAUAACUUCACGGAUGAGCAGAGGUUCAGCAUUACAACCAACAUCAGUGACAGCAUCCUAGCUUGCUUUGUGGAUGAGGACCUUCCACUGGACAUGGAAGCCAACGAGCUGCUCUCAGAUACAUUUGCAGUCCUUAGCUGCAAAAACAUCAAGCUCUCCACUAUGAAAUCGAAACCUGAGGAAGACUUUCAGAUUGAAGAUGAUGAACUGGCAAUGGCCAACGCUGUCAUACAGGCAGCACAGAAAAAAAUCAUCUCUCAGGUUCAAAAGAAGAAUUUCAUAGAAAACGUCGUCCCAGUAAUCGUAUCUCUGAAGUCUUUGAUGGAGCAGAAGAGGAUUCCAGCUCUUAAGGACCUGAUGUACUACCUACGGGAAAUGAUGCAAGAUUACAGAAGCGAAAUCAAAGAGUUCUUUGCCAUGGACAAACAGCUGGCAGCCGAGCUGGAGUAUGAUAUGAAGAAAUAUGAGGAGCAGCUGGCCAGGGAGAAGGAGGCAGACCAAGAGCAGGUCCUGGCGGCGCAGGAGGUCGUCGGUGCCGUCAACUCUGGUGAUAAACUCUGGGAAAGUCGAAAAGAAAAGGAUUCACUUGGUCUGACUUUAGGUCUCUACAGAGUGGAAUUCACACCUGGCCUAGUCAUAGAAUCAUCCAGGCCAGGAUCCCUGAGCACUAUGGCCAUCCUGAACGCUGCCAGGGAGGCAGUGGAAGACAGAAGCAAGCAACGCAGCAGGAGUGUUGGAUUUUUAUCAACUGCAUCACUUCCAUUAAGCAAAGCUGGCAGCAAAGAGGGAUUCUUGCAAAGCCUGACUGGACAGUCUGCUAGAGAAAACAUGAUUGUGGGCCGUGCAAUCAGCACACCAGAGGAGACCAUUAAUGACUUGACUUUUGAUGCUGGGGUCAGUUGCAUCGACUCGACGUGCACAGCCAGUUCAACUGCAGAGAAGAAAAAGGAUGAGGAUGAGACAAGAGAUGUUAUUUGCUUGACAUUGCCAGAGGCACUCCCACCCAGGCCUCGGGAAUGGAAGGUGGAAUCCCCAGCCAGAAGGAGCAGCCCACAAAUCCCUCUGCGCCGGUCCCAGCGCAGAAGUGGACCGAAACAGGACAACUGA
Messenger RNA from Acanthisitta chloris (rifleman), 4334 nucleotides. It is a transcript of the gene NCAPD3, whose product is annotated as non-SMC condensin II complex, subunit D3. The transcript is spliced from 34 exons. The annotation marks the transcript as partial. Lineage: Eukaryota; Metazoa; Chordata; Aves; Passeriformes; Acanthisittidae. Gene Ontology annotation, molecular function: histone binding. The record is from RefSeq and is a predicted model, not a curated record. Gene Ontology annotation, biological process: mitotic chromosome condensation; meiotic chromosome condensation. Gene Ontology annotation, cellular component: condensed chromosome, centromeric region; condensin complex.